AUGUUCAGGGGCCGCAAGCGGCGUACGAACGGGCCCUCGCGCACGCGCGACUCCCCGCACCGCCGCGACCCCCCGCUCCGCGCUACGAGUCCCGUCCUUCCGCUGUGUGACUCCCGCACCGUUGCUCGUACAAACUCCCCGCUCCCGCUUGCAACUCCCCGCACCGCGCUGCCGAUCGACUCCCCAGCUCCGCUGCGACUCUCCGCCACCGCGCACCGCAACAACUCCCCGCACCGCUACGACUCCCCGCACCGCUACGACUCCCCGCACCGCUACGAUCCCGCACCGCUCGAUCCCCGCCGAGAGGGGCGGAGGGACUUGGGGAGUGGCGGGGGGAGGGGGGGAAGGUGGGGGGGGGGGGGGGGGCGAGAGGAGGGGGGGGAGGGGGGGUGGGUAGGUAGGGACGGGGAUGGGGUAGCAGGUGGGGGGAAGGGCGGGUGGGGAACUGCGGGGGGUGGAGGCGGAGGGGGGGAGGGAGGGGCGCGGGGUGGUGGACGGGACGUUGGGGGGUGGGGUGGGUGUUCAGGGGGAAGACGGGAUGGGCGAAACGGGGGGGUGGGGGUGGGCUCGGGGUGGGAGGACGGGGAGGGGAAGAAGCGGCCACAGGGGGCGGAGGGGGUGACGGAGUCUGGGCGGCGAGAGGAGCGCGUAGGAGAGGGGGGGGUGUAG
Messenger RNA from Knipowitschia caucasica, 669 nucleotides. Lineage: Eukaryota; Metazoa; Chordata; Actinopteri; Gobiiformes; Gobiidae. The record is from the annotation of a GenBank genome assembly.